This is a messenger RNA of Mercurialis annua (annual mercury), 1274 nucleotides long. Its product is annotated as E3 ubiquitin-protein ligase RING1-like. The transcript is spliced from 2 exons. Gene Ontology annotation, cellular component: cytoplasm. Gene Ontology annotation, biological process: protein ubiquitination. The coding region runs from base 24 to 863 and encodes 279 amino acids. Gene Ontology annotation, molecular function: ubiquitin protein ligase activity. Lineage: Eukaryota; Viridiplantae; Streptophyta; Magnoliopsida; Malpighiales; Euphorbiaceae. The record is from RefSeq and is a predicted model, not a curated record.
CCCUAAAUAUUCAAACCAUUACCAUGCCCAUACCUCAUCAUCCUCAAGUUACGGUCACCGGAAACACAAGAAUGAGAAGUUUCCAUUACUUCUGGUGCCAAAUCUGCCAGAGAACCUCAAGGUUCGGUUCUAUCAACCCUAACACUCAAAAUUUCUGUCCACAUUGCUUCACUCUACUAAACCACGAGCUCGCCAAUGGAUUUUCAAGACCUAACCGGUUCACCGCUGACUUGACCGAUCUCGAGCCUUCUCCAGCUGCAACAUUACUCGACUCCCUAGCGGUUUUACUUAACCGGCGGGAACACAUAGAAUUCGACACUAAUUCACGUUGGAUCACUCUUCAAUUCCGCGAUAGACCGAUGAAUCCGCUCCCCGAAAACGAUAUCUUCGAAGACGCGGUCGAUGAAUUCGUUCCGAACAUGGCCGAUAUCGAUCGAACACCAGCCGGGCCGCCUCCUGCGAGUUCUUCGGCCAUUGAGGCACUACCUGUAGUGAAGAUUAAUGAAGAACAUUUGAUGAAAGAGACGCAUUGUCCUGUGUGUAAGGAUGAAUUUGAGGUUGAUGUUGAAGUUAAGGAGUUACCAUGCAAGCAUUUGUAUCACUGUGACUGCAUUGUUCCGUGGUUGAAUUUGCAUAAUACUUGCCCGGUUUGUCGAUUUGUGCUGAGAGAUGAUGCUCAGCCAGAAAAUUAUGAUCAGUUGCUUGGAUUUGAAGACACUGUGAAUUGGAUUAGGAAUCAUUUUUUAUGUUCGUGGCCUGUUCGUGCAGUUUCGGAUUGGAGUCAGAGAUAUCUUGAUUUCUUGGACAGAGUUGCAAAUUCUAGAGCUAAUAAUUCCUGGUGGCGAACAUGGCUCGUUAUAUAAUUUCGCGAAUUCAUAAAUAUUCAAUUAUUUCAUGUUAGCUGAGAAGGUAAAUUUUCAGAAUUGCAAAAUCAAAAAGGUAUUGAAACUUAAAAGGUACGCUUUACUAUUCUUUAUAUUAUUAAACUACGUACUAAUAUUUUUGUUAAUCUAACUUUAAUUUGUUGUUUGUCAUCACUUGAUUUUUUUGUUUUUUCGCAGCGUUGAGGAUUCAUUCCUCCGGAUUGAUAAACAUUAUAUAUAGAUGAAUAUAUGAAAAAUUAUUUAAGCAAUUAGGAUUGUCAAUAAAGUAAAUUAUUGUAGUAAUAGUUUUAAAGACUUAAUUUGUAUGGCUUACAUAAAGACCAGAUCGAUCAUAUGCAGCACAAAUUGUUCAAUGCUAGACCCAAACAAAAUAAUAUUUCUUUUGCCUCA